Pantherophis guttatus is the source of this 2444-nucleotide messenger RNA. RefSeq names its product prolactin-releasing peptide receptor-like. Gene Ontology annotation, molecular function: neuropeptide Y receptor activity; neuropeptide binding. Gene Ontology annotation, cellular component: neuron projection; plasma membrane. Gene Ontology annotation, biological process: G protein-coupled receptor signaling pathway. NCBI's taxonomy places the organism in Eukaryota, Metazoa, Chordata, Lepidosauria, Squamata, Colubridae. The record is from RefSeq and is a predicted model, not a curated record.
CAAGCAGGAAACUCAGCUCCGGGUUGAGCUCAGAUGUUCUCAUUGAGAAAGUAUCUCAGAGAUGGCUUGCCAACCAAGAGAGAAAAGAGAGAUUUACAGACUUUCCUGAAGGCACGCAACAAGUGGAGAGAGAUCCCUCCUCCCAAAUUCAUUUUGAGUAUAUAGGGAAGCCUGCAAACAACCUUCAAUCUGUGUAUUUUAAUUCACCAAGUGCAGCUUGCUUACUUUCUCCCUCCCUCUUGCUGUUAACCAGCAGCUCUAACUGGUUAUGGAUUUGAAAAUCAAAUGGGAUUAAGAAGAAGAAGAAGAUGCAGAAUGACAUCGAACUUCUGGAGAGAACAGCUAUGAAUACAUGCAAAUGUCAGGUGGCCAAACUCAAGGUAAAAUCUGUCCAUCAUCCCAAGAUGAUUUAGACAAAAAUUAAUGCAUAUGUGCUCAGAUUAAUUUUAUUGCCAAGGAAAUUGUAACAGUGGAAAAAGGCAAUGGAACCAGCAAAUCUGACCUCUCAGAGCCUUCUUUCUGCAAUUCAGAGCAACACCAGCAACGUCUUCCUGGGGCUCCAGCUUGUCCAGUUCUUCAAGCCUCUCAUUAUUCCUUGCUACUCUCUGGUGGUCUUUGUUGGCGUCAUUGGGAAUUAUCUCCUUAUUUAUGUUAUCUGCAAGACUAAAAAAAUGCACAAUGUCACCAAUUUCCUUGUGGGCAACUUGGCAUUCUCAGACAUGCUAAUGUGUGCCACAUGUGUGCCCCUGACAUUGGCAUAUGCCUUUGAACCCAGAGGGUGGAUCUACGGACGCUUCAUGUGUUACUUUGUGUUCCUGAUGCAGCCGGUCACUGUAUUUGUGUCUGUUUUCACCCUGACUGUCAUUGCUGUAGACAGGUACUUCGCCAUGGUUUAUCCCCUUCAGAGGAGACUGACAAUAUCCAUCUGUGUGUAUAUCCUGGCUGCUAUUUGGCUGUUGAGUUGCAUACUAGCUGCCCCAGCCUUGGUCUGUACUUACCAUGCAGAAUUUCCAGAGCUGGACUUCUCCAUCUGUGAAGAAUUUUGGUUCCACAGGAAGAGGGAUCGCUUAGCUUAUGCCUACAGCACCCUCAUCUUCACCUAUGUUCUGCCCUUAACGGUCAUCUCUGUCUCCUACCUGAGGAUCUCAGUCAAGCUGAAAAACCGAAUCGUUCCUGGUAAUGUUACCCAGAGCCAAGCUGAGUGCGACCGAGCUAAGCGGAGGAAGACUUUUCGUCUGCUCGUCUUGGUGGUCACAGCCUUUGGAGUUUGCUGGCUGCCUCUGCAUCUCUUCAAUGUCAUCAAAGAUGUUGAGAUCAGACUGAUAGACAAGCAAUACUUCAACCUUAUUCAGCUGAUUUGCCAUUGGUUUGCAAUGAUGUCUGCUUGUACAAAUGCUUUCCUUUAUGCCUGGCUACACGAUCGGUUUAGGGGGGAGCUCAAGAAAAUGUUUGCUUGGAGGCAGAAAAAGAUAGCACCUGCCACAAACUGCAUUGCGGCUAGCAUGGCUUUGUAAGCGUGGGGUUCCUUCUCGUUUCUCUACCUUUUGCUAUGCUCUUUACCUGAUGCGAAAGUUUAAGCAAACCCAGAUGAUACGGCACAAAACAGUUCUUCUCUUAAACACGAAUCAAUUGUACCAAUAUAGCGCUAGGUUAUAGGCUUUCUUACUUAGCACAAUAUACUCAUCAUAACUGCUAUUUCAACAUUGUGGCUUAUUGCGGUAAAAUAUCACAUUUGUGUGUACAGGGGAAAAACAUAGGAGAAACAGAAUAUGAAUUUUGUGAGGGCUGGGGAAAAAAAGAGAGGAAUUGCAACGAGUAAGAAGGAAACCUGAAAAAAUACCCCAACUGCUGACUCCAUAUAAGCCAUGCCAUGUUACAGGAUGACUUAACUGGACUGCGAUGUGGGGGAGAUGGUGGUCUUAUGGGUACAUAUUUUGCAUGUAUAUAUCUAAGGAGAGGGUGGGUACAUUUCCAUAAAUGUGAAAAAAAAAACCAAUUAUAAAACAUUUAAGUGAAUGUUUUCACUUAAAUAUGUUUGAUGGGAGAAAUAUUUCUCCCAUCAUGAAUUUUAAAGAACCAUAGAUAUUGUUCUUAAAGCACAAAACCUCAUGUGUGUUUAGCUUCAUCAAGGUAGUUUUUCAAUCAGCUGCUCUAAGACAAAUUUAUUCUAAUGCAUAAGUGAGUGGACUCUUUUUUACCAGGUGCCUUAUUUUUAAAAUAUUCCUAAUUUUAUCUACUAAAGGCUGGGCUGGGAUGAGUGGGAUAGGAAUGAGCUGUGCCUGGAUGGAAACUAGGAGAUUUGAGGGAAAUUCCUUGGCUUGGAUUCAUUUAAUUGCAAGAGCUGUUGUCCUGACUUUGCUGUGUAACAUGUAGUCUUGUUGGGCCUAUGACAAUACCCUUCUGUAAAAUUCUUUGAAGCUUCCUAUAAAAAAAAGUCUCUGGCA